Molecule: messenger RNA, 1453 nt
Organism: Armigeres subalbatus
Lineage: Eukaryota; Metazoa; Arthropoda; Insecta; Diptera; Culicidae
Exons: 4
Coding region: 36-1361 (441 amino acids)
Source: RefSeq, a predicted model, not a curated record
AUAACGCUCUUGUAAAAGACUCCUUCGAAAGGUGUAUGAUCACGAAAAAGAUCGCGUUCAAGGUUCAGGAGAUGGAGCUGGGAUUUGAACGACUCAGGAUGUUAACUCCGGUAGAAUUAAGCGAAUUGUCAUCCAGAGUAUUGAGAAUAUUCCAAGGUCCUUACGACGAGCGGAUCAAUGAGUUAAUCAAAACAAGCAAUUUUACAAGCAUGUUCAAAUGGAUAAUCCGAAACAUUCGGACUGCUACAGACACGGGGUCAAAGGUAAUUGUAGCACUAAAAUCAGCAGACCUAAACAAAGAACAAUCCAAUCAUCACAAUUUGCUGUUGAUUUUGGGUCAUUACUUGAAAUAUAACGGAGUGAAUACUGACGAAGUGAAGGUCUUUCUGGAUCAAUUAGAUCUCAAUGUAGACAACAGUUUAGAUUUGUAUCACAUCUUUGGACUUUGCAAGGUUUUAGUGAAGCAGCGUUCGACUUUCUUCUGUGCCGAAUGGAUUCUCACCUAUAUCAAAGACAUUUGUCGGACUCAUCAUACUAACAACGCCAUAACCGAAGCGAUUGUCGAGCUCUAUUCAGAUAUGGUUGUUUUCGUCAGUCCGCAUGAUGCGUUGUUCAACGAUACCAAUACCGUGCUACUGUCUUUCAUUCGAAAAGCCAACAAACGAAGUUACUCCGUCGCAUUGCAACGGAAGAUUUACGAUCAAGUUAAAUACCUUAUCAAGGCGUAUCCAGAUUACUACGAAUCGUUCGAAGCAAUCUAUUCCAGGAUGGUCAGUUUAAUUGAUGGCCCACACUUUGCCAUCAAGAUGAGUGCCGUGGAAAGUUUGCUCUAUUUGUUCGACGACAAGUGGGCUUUCACAGUGGAUACGGUAUCGGCUGAUUUCUAUCGCUUUCAACUGAAAUUAUACAAAUGUGUGACGUUUGCAAUAGAUAACACCUUGUGCAAGGAUGAGAAAGAGAAUCUAAUUUCUGCCUACAUGCAGUUGAUUUGUGGAACCAUUUGUAAAAGCUACUGCCUCAGAAAGAAUGCGACCUUGCAUUUGGUGGAACAGGCUUGUUUGAACCAACUGACGCAGCAUAAAAUCCACUCCAUUGCAAAACUAUUGAAAUGUGCUAUGGGUAUCGACCCGGCUGCCUUGAUCCAAGAUUCCAUGGAAGAUAUUCUGGACAUGUGGAUUUCCAAGGGACACAAACUUGCAGCAUUUCCUUGGUAUUUUACAACCUGCGAAUCACUGGAUGAGUUCAUCAAAAAGCAUCAGUAUGACAUUGCCUUUGCAAUCCUAUCAAACAGACCAGCGGAUUUGGCACAGUACUGUGAUAUUAUAAAGCGGACGCAUGGUGACGUUAUCAAGGUGAGUUGAUUACCUUUGGAAGUGACUACCUAUAAGACAGAAAGAUGAUUCCAUCUUGUCCACAACACAAUCACUGUUUAAUAGGCAAAUAGAAAUGAAUU